GAGGAAGAGGCUGAUGGCGGCGGCGGAGCUCCGAGAGACCUCGGCUGGGCAGGGGCCGGCCGUGGCGGGCCGGGGACUGCGCCUCUAGAGCCGCGAGUUCUCCGGAAUUCGCCGCAGCGGACGCGCUCGGCGGAUUUGUGUUCCUGUGCCCUCCUCCGGGCUUGGGCCCAGGCCCGGCCCCUCGCACUUGCCCCUACCUUUUCUAUCGAGUCCGCAUCCCUCUCCAGCCGCCGCGACCCGGCGAAGAGAAAAAGGAACUUCCCCCACCCCCUCGGGUGCCGGCGGAGCCCCCAGGCCCAGCCCUGGGAGCGGGGCGGGGACCCCGGGCCGAAGAAGAGAUUUCCUGAGGAUUCUCGUUUUCCUCGCUUGUAUCUCCGAAAGAAUUAAAAAUGGCCGAGAAUGUGGUGGAACCGGGGCCGCCUUCAGCCAAGCGGCCUAAACUCUCAUCUCCGGCCCUCUCGGCGUCGGCCAGCGAUGGCACAGAUUUCGGCUCUUUAUUUGACUUGGAGCACGACUUACCAGAUGAAUUAAUCAACUCUACAGAAUUGGGACUAACCAAUGGUGGUGAUAUUAGUCAGCUUCAGACAAGUCUUGGCAUAGUACAAGAUGCAGCCUCUAAACAUAAGCAGCUAUCAGAAUUGCUACGAUCUGGUAGUUCCCCUAACCUCAAUAUGGGGGUUGGUGGCCCAGGUCAAGUCAUGGCCAGCCAGGCCCAACAGAACAGUCCUGGAUUAGGUUUGAUAAAUAGCAUGGUCAAAAGCCCAAUGACACAGACAGGCUUGACUUCUCCCAACAUGGGGAUGGGCACUAGUGGACCAAAUCAGGGUCCCACACAGUCCUCAACAGGUAUGAUGAACAGUCCAGUAAAUCAGCCUGCCAUGGGAAUGAACACAGGGAUGAAUGCUGGCAUGAAUCCUGGAAUGUUGGCCACAGGCAAUGGACAGGGUAUAAUGCCUAAUCAAGUCAUGAACGGUUCAAUUGGAGCAGGCCGGGGGCGGCCGAAUAUGCAGUACGCAAACCCGGGUAUGGGAAAUGCUGGCAACUUACUGACUGAGCCAUUGCAGCAGGGCUCUCCCCAGAUGGGAGGACAAACAGGAUUGAGAGGCCCCCAGCCUCUUAAGGUGGGGGCUUCUGAUUAUACUUGCCUACAAGUCUUGUGUGAGGAUGUUGUAACAUGA
Molecule: messenger RNA, 1178 nt
Organism: Carlito syrichta (Philippine tarsier)
Lineage: Eukaryota; Metazoa; Chordata; Mammalia; Primates; Tarsiidae
Product: histone acetyltransferase p300-like
Exons: 3
Coding region: 390-1178 (262 amino acids)
Source: RefSeq, a predicted model, not a curated record